CGUAACUUUUUCUUCGUUCGUAUCUCAAUUGUAAAAGAGACCCGAGCACCGAGAACCACCAUCGGCUUCAACCAAUUUCUACCUACAAACUCUUUCGAAUUGGGGUCUUUUUUCCCGCAAUCGGAGAGUUUAGGGUUUUCUCUCAGACGAUUGGAGUUACGUCGAAGGAUUCAGGGUUCGUCUGCCUCGGGUGUGAAGAGGAUCACUUGUUGCUUCUAUCCGAGUUUCAUCGUCUUCGUUUGACUCCGAACUUUUUCCUUCUCGGAGGCACAAACCCUGGAGAGUCACAGUUCCGACUUGGGGUUAAGCAGUUGUUUCUGCAGCGUUGUGUCGGUGGUGGUUUUGUAUAUCCGCCGCUCGAUAAUCGGGGAGAUGGAGACCGACUCGCCUCUUUUUGGCUCAUUUCCUCCCAGCUCGCAUGAUUUGCUACUCGAGAGGCUUGCAUGUGUGGGGGUUCCUAAAGAAAGCUGCUCUAAACGUGGUCUAUUGGAAUUCGUUACAGCUAACAAGUCCAGGAUUUCAGAGUUAGUCUCUGCUCUCUUACCUACAGAUGAGGAUGUUAAACUAGGAUUGAAGGAAGCUAGGGAACGGUCUCGAAAGUCUGCUGUGAGUCCUAGCAUGAAAAAGAGGUUCAGGGAGAGCAUGAAUUGGCUGCAGUGGUUGAUGUUCCAAGAUGAGCCUGGUGUUUCUUUGAGGACUCUAGCAAAAUUGAAUGUUGAUCAGCGAGGUGUUUGUGGCUCUGUUUGGGGACUCAAUGAUAUAGCAUAUAGGUGUAGGACAUGCGAGAACGAUCCAACUUGUGCAAUCUGUGUGCCUUGUUUCCAGAAUGGGAACCACGAAACCCAUGAUUAUUCGAUUAUUUAUACAGGCGGUGGUUGUUGUGAUUGUGGGGACGAGACAGCAUGGAAACGGGAGGGUUUCUGUUCAAAGCAUAAAGGUUCAGAGCAGAUUCAACCCCUCUCACAAGAUCUAGCAAAUUCAGUUGGGCCUGUACUUGAUGCCCUUUUUGCUUGUUGGAGUAACAAGCUCUUAUCUGCAGAAAGUAUUGGUCAGAAUAAUGCUAGAUCCAACGAUACUCUUGUAGUAGUCCAAAAGAUAUCAAACGAACUGACAUUUGUAGUGGUUGAAAUGCUUCUGGAAUUUUGUAACUCCAGUGAGAGUUUGCUCAGUUUUGUUUCUAGAAGGAUUAUCACUUCAAGUAGUCUAUUGGAUACUCUCAUAAAGGCUGAGAGGUUCUUGGACCAAAAUGUUAUGAAGAAACUACAUGACCUGUUCCUCAAAUUAAUAGGAGAUCCAGUCUUUAAGUCAGAAUUCGCAAAAGCAUUUGUGAGUUACUAUCCGGUUGUCAUAAGUGAAGCGGUUAAGCAGGGCACUGAUGAUGCAUUCAAGAAAUAUCCUCUACUGAACCUAUUUUCUGUGCAAAUCCUCACGGUGCCAACUUUAACACCAUUUCUGGUGAAGGAAAUGAAUUUGCUAGCUAUGCUUUUGGGAUGCCUCGGUGAUAUCUUUCGUUCUUGUUCUGGGGAGGAUGGUGUGCUACAGGCUGCAAAGUGGGAACGGUUGUGUGAGACAAGUGAGCGUGUCAUUGGGGACUUAAAAUUUGUUACGAGCCAUGCUGUAGUUUCUAAGUAUGCAACACAUGAACAACGGGAGUUAUCAAGAUUAUGGUUGAUACUUUUGACCUUCGCUCAAGGAAUGAAUCCUCUAAAAAGAGAGACUGGAAUCCAUAUUGAAGAAGAGAAUGAGUACAUGCAUUUGUUCUUUGUCUUGGGUCAUUCAAUAGCUGUUAUUCACUCCCUGUUGGUUAAUGGUACAUAUUCUGCUGCCAGUGAUGAAGAACUAGAAACUGAGAGAACCACCAAGGUAGAACUUGAUAAGUGUGAUGACGAUGGAGAAAGAUAUGCGAAAGUUGGGAGGUUGUCUCAUGAAGAUUCGGUAUGUACUGCGAUGGUAAGUAGCAGUUCCUUUGAUAGCUCGAUGGCCUCUGAAGUACACAAUCCCCACCUUCCUUCUUCUGCCAUAUGGUUGAUACGCGAAUGUUUGAAAGUUCUGGAGACUUGCUUAGGAGAUGAUGAAGGUAUAUCAAAGUUUCUUUGCAAGUUGUUUUCUCCUAGCGGCAGAAAGAUUCCUGGCAGCAAGAUGCUGUGGCCAAAGAGAGAAUUGUUAAAGGUUGAAACUGGAGGAAGUGUAUCUAGUGGUCUUGCCAGUUCUAGUAGAGAUCCGAGUACUGGCUUAUCCCCUCUAUGCGGCGAUAUACAAACAAAUCUUAGCUUGGAUAAUGUUGGUGGACCGAAAGGAGAGGUUCAGACAGACGUUACGGCUGACUCUAGGAGCGUAUCUUGCAACUCUUCCGAUUCGACAAAGAAUGCAUCAGGAGUCCAUAUACUUGGUCUAUGUGAUUGGCCGGACAUCCACUAUGAUGUGAGCUCUCAGGCCAUAUCAGUUCAUCUACCGUUACACCGGUUGCUUUCUUUACUCAUAGAAAAAGCUUUAAGGAUAUGUUAUGGAGAAUCUGCAUUGCACCAUGGAGUCAAUGCUAGUCAUGAGAUCCCGCAUGGAGACUUCUUCAGCUCUGUGAUAGGAGAUUUUCAUCCUUAUGGAUUUUCUGCGCUUGUUAUGGAGCAUGUUCUCCGGGUUAGGGUGUUCUGUGCCCAAGUUAUCGCUGGUAUGUGGAAGAAGAAUGGGGACGCUGCAUUAGUAUCUUGUGAGUGGUAUCGGUCGGCUCGUUGGUCAGAACAGGGACUUGAGCUUGAUCUAUUUCUUCUGCAAUGUUGUGGUGCGUUGGCUCCGGCAGAUUCUUAUGUUAAUAAGCUUCUCAGCCGAUUUGGGCUCUCGAGCUAUCUUUCACUAAACCCGGGUAGAACAAACGAGUAUGAACCAAUUUUGGUCAAGGAAAUGCUUGCUCUUCUGAUACAGAUUCUGCAAGAAAGGCGAUUUUGUGGUCUUUCUACUGCUGAAAGUUUGAGAAGAGAGAUCAUCUUCAAGUUAGCCACUGGAGAUUUCACUCAUAGUCAAUUGGUCAAAUCCUUACCCCGUGACCUGUCAAAGUCGGAUGAGCUCCAGGAGGUCUUAGACAAUGUUUCAAUCUAUUCUAAUCCAUCCGGAAUGAACCAGGGAAAGUAUUCUCUACGGUCAUCUUGUUGGAAGGAGUUGGAUCUCUACCAUCCUCGUUGGCAUUCGAGAGAAUUGCAAUCUGCAGAAGAAAGAUUUUCACGCUAUUGUGGAGUGUCAGCGUUGACCACUCAGCUUCCUAGGUGGAGGAUGAUCUAUCCGCCUCUAAAGGGGCUUGCUAGAAUAGGCACUUGCAAAGCCACAUUUCAAAUCAUUUCCUCUGCUUUAUACUAUGCACUACAGAGUGGUACAUCUGGAGAAUCACGUGCUUCAUAUGACGUUCUCAUAACUGCACUGCACUUACUCUCGUUAUCAUUGGAUAUAUGCACUCAGCAGAGGGAAUCUAAUAUUCAGGCUAGUGUAGAAAAUUCAAUUCCAAUUCUCGAAUUAGCUGGUCUGGAAAUAAUUGGUAAAGAUUCGGGGACUGGAAAACAAAGUUUGUUGUCUCUUCUUAUGUCGUUAAUGAAGACUCGUAAAGAUGAUGGUCUCCAGCAAUUUCCAGAGGCAGGCAGUUGCAAUAUUUCGUCCUGGAUUGGAAAUCUGCUGAGGAAGUUCAGUGCAAUUGAUUCUGUUUGUAUGAACCUAUUGCAAAGUCUUGCCCCAGAGGUGGUCGAUCAAUCUGGUUUUGAUAAAGUCACGUCGGGCUCUGCUUCUGAUGAGAAACGCAAGGCUAAAGCUAGAGAGAGGCAGGCUGCUAUUCUGGCAAAAAUGAAAGCUGAACAAUCUAAAUUCUUGUCUACCUUGAGUUCGAGCAUGGAUGAUGAUGAUCCAAAAUCUGAAACCGAAACAAGUGAUUCUCUGAUGGAACAUGAUUCAGAAAUUGCUGUCCGUGAAGUUUGCUCCCUCUGCCGUGACCCAGAUUCCAAAGCCCCCGUUUCUUUCUUGAUUUUUCUCCAGAAAUCAAAACUUUUGAGUUUUGUGGAUAGAGGCCCUCCAUCUUGGGAUCAUGGUCCACAGUCCGAAAAGAAAAUAUCUGUGGAUGGAACUCCCGAUCGUUUAAGAAUGAAUGAUAGUUUAAGAAUGAGUCCUCCUCCCCAUGUGCUGGAGUUGUCAGAAGAUGCAACCUCUGAGCCUGCUACAGACUCUGUGCUUGGAUCUUUAAAAGCCCGGCUUAUAGGUAAUGGUCAGACAGAGAAGAGAUCUACCGAUGGGAGGGGAAAAGAGGAAUUUAACAUGGAAUCUUUGGAGAUAGCUAUGUAUCAAACUGUCCGUAAAAACGUUGAAAACAAAAACCUUACACGUGUAGAUCAUCAACAGCUUGAUGCUGAAAGUAGCUCCGAGAGAAAUUCUGUUGGUGGUCCAUCUACUUUGCUUGUCAGUUUUCAUGAUAUUCAAUCAAGACAGACCUCUAGACAUCUUGAUGUUGGUUCUGAUGGGUUUCACCCUAACGACUGUGAUGGGGUUUAUCUUUCAUCAUGUGGACAUGCUGUGCAUCAAAGCUGUCUUGAACGAUAUUUAAAAUCGUUAAGGGAAAGUAGGUCUGGCAGAAGAAAUGUCUUUGAAGGUGCACAUAUUGUGGAUCUAGACCAGGGGGAAUUUCUCUGUCCUGCAUGCCGCCGACUAGCUAAUUCUGUAUUGCCUGCAUGUCCUGGAGAUUUAUGUUCUGUCUCAAAGCUACAAGAAAGUCCGCGUGCUAAUUUAGGUACUUCAGAUGCACAGAAGCCUUCUUUUAGGCUCUCUGAAGCAUUGUGUCUACUACGAUCUGCUGCUGAAGAGAUCGAAUAUGGUGAUAGCAUCAAAACAGUUUCUCUGCAACGAGUUGAAUUAAGAAGGAAGGAUCUUGAAUCUGUAUCUAACAAGCUCUGGAAUUUCUAUUUUUCCAAGCGACAGGAAAAAUCUCCGGAAAGUCCAUGGCUACCACAAUCAAUCGUCAUGUGGGACACUCUUAAGUACUCUCUUAUUUCAAUGGAAAUUGUUGCUCGUUGUGCGAAGAAUUCGAUGCUUCCUGUCUAUUCUAUAGACUCUUUGUAUGAAGAGUUUAAAAGCUCUAAGGGAACUGUUUUGUCACUCUUAUUACGAGUGGUACAGAGUACCCGAACAAAGAAUGGUUUACAUGUUCGCCAGAGAUUUAUGGGUAUGAAGAAUCUUGCAGAGUCUAUAUGCUCAGGAAUUUCAAGUAGUUCUUCGAGCAGCAUAUUUGGAAGUGAAGGCACAGGAGGUUCAUUGAAGAAUAUAAACCUGCUCUGGAAUCGAGCAUCUGAUCCAGUUCUUGCUCAUGACCCAUUUUCAUCACUGAUGUGGGCUCUCUUUUGUCUCCCUUUUCCUUUUAUCACAUGCGAGGAAUCUCUAUUAUCACUUGUGCAUGUUUUCUACAGUGUCUCUCUUGUUCAGACUGCAAUUGCCUAUUGUGCAGGUCGCCUAUGUGACUUGAGCGAGUUAGAUUUCGAGGAAAGCCUGCUGAGCGACAUCUCCAUCGCUGUGAGAGAAUCAGGUGGUUGGGGGUAUUACAGGUCUAACAAAAUGGAUUUAUCAUGUGAUAUAAAAGAGACAAUCCGUAAAUGUAGUCUUCCUUUCUUGAGGAGAUGUGCAUUGUUGUGGAGGCUACUGAAAACUACUCCUGGGAAGUUUCAUGAAGAGGUAGAUAUGUUUGUUGUGCCAUCUGACUCCGGCAGCGACAAUAUGGAUUUAAUGUAUAGUCCCCAAUCCGAGCUGAAUCAUGUGCAUGAAUUGGAGAAAGUGUUCGAGAUUCCGCCUAUUGAGACCAUUCUCAGUGAUGAACUUCUCCGGUCUUCAACCCAAACAUGGCUUCGACAUUUUCAGAAGGAAUACAGAGUUAAAGGGCCCCUUUCGAUAACCCCUGGAGUUCCUUUCCAGCUUAUGAAACUACCCAAUUUAUACCAAGAACUACUGCAAAGGUAUAUCAAAAAACCUUGCAGCAACUGCACAAAAGUGAUCGAAGAACCAGCAUUAUGUCUUCUUUGUGGAAGAUUGUGUUCUCCCAUAUGGAGACCUUGUUGCAGGGAAAGUGGUUGUCAGACUCAUGCAAUGACAUGUGGCGCUGGUACUGGUGUAUAUCUUCUGAUACGGCGGACCACAAUUUUGCUACAAAGAUUUGCGAGACAAUCACCUUGGCCAUCUCCUUACUUGGAUACGUUUGGAGAAGAGGAUAUCGAUAUGAUGAGAGGAAAACCACUAUACCUGAAUGAAGAACGUUAUGCUGCAUUAACUUACAUGGUUGGUUCUCAUGGACUCGAUCACAGUUCGAAGGUUCUCAAUCAAACCACAAUUGGAGCCUUCUUAACUUAAAAACGUAUUUUUUCUUUCUUUCUAUCCUUCUUCCUCAGGGUUUGUUCUCUGUGGUGAUCAUAUAAAAAAUGCAUAUGCCUGCUUUUAAAUCAUCAUCAGCUUUAGAUUCUAAAAGUUCGCGAGAUUUUGCUGAUGAUUUUUAUUUUAUUUUGUUGAUUUAUUUAUUUGUGGAUAAUAUUAUCGUGUUUGUAAAUAUAGUUUCUUUGCGGUUGA
Molecule: messenger RNA, 6570 nt
Organism: Eutrema salsugineum
Lineage: Eukaryota; Viridiplantae; Streptophyta; Magnoliopsida; Brassicales; Brassicaceae
Product: E3 ubiquitin-protein ligase PRT6
Exons: 18
Coding region: 373-6357 (1994 amino acids)
Biological process (GO): ubiquitin-dependent protein catabolic process via the N-end rule pathway; protein ubiquitination
Cellular component (GO): ubiquitin ligase complex; cytoplasm
Molecular function (GO): zinc ion binding; ubiquitin protein ligase activity
Source: RefSeq, a predicted model, not a curated record